GCGAGUCGCUCCGAACUGUUUGAAAAAUUAUUGAAACCUAACCGCGUAAAUGAAAAACAAGACAACGUAAGCUGAUUUCACGUAUCGUUGAUAUACUUGCAUUCUAUCCACGCGAAAGGCCGAAAAUUCCUAACCUAACCUAACUUAAUCUACCUCUCAGCGCUCGGAAUUUCGUAAGAAAAGAUAGUAGAAAGCCAAUUUGUAAUAGAAAUAUGUUUAAACUGAGGCCGUCGCGACUUCGACUAGCCGCCAACAUGACAAGAACCAACUCGACGAAUCCAACCAGCAAAGUAAUAGAACACCUGAGCAAAAGGAGCCUCCUUCGAGUGUCCGGCACAGAGUCGUCCUCGUUUUUGCAAGGUCUGAUGACCAACGACAUGCGACACUUGGACGAGGGGAAAGCGAGCAUGUACACAAUGUUCCUAAACACAAAGGGGAGAGUGAUGUACGACGCGAUACUGUACCGAACGCAUGAGAGCGGCGUCUUCCUGCUUGAGUGCGACAGUCGGGUUCUGAUAUCGGUACAGAAACACCUCAAGCUCUACAGAGUUAAGCGAAAAAUAGACAUUGAUGAUCUGAGCAGCGAGAUGAAGGUCUGGGCACUUUUCGAUCCUGAGAAAGCAUCAACCGAGUCGUGGAAUACUGGCGCAAACAACACCAAGACAAUUAAGCUCGAAGGGCAGAUAUUCCCAUGCGAUUCCCUUGUUGACGUCGUUGAUACCGGUUCAAGCAAAGUCAUAGAAAACAUCAGGAUAUAUCCAGACCCGAGGUUCUCGGGUCUCGGUUUCCGCAUUUUGUCCGACCUUGGCACACAGCCCGGAGAUAUCAUCGCUCGCGUCGAUCCGGACACCGUGGAGAGUAAGGAGGAGUCCAAUCGCUACAGAUCCCUCAUUUACAAGCUGGGAAUUGGCGAGGGCUGCGACGACCUACCACCUGGCAAAGCAUUGCCUCUGGAAUCGAACUGCGACUAUUUACACGGCGUCAGUUUUCACAAGGGUUGCUACAUCGGUCAGGAAUUGACGGCAAGAACAUACCACACCGGAGUGGUCAGAAAACGAUUGAUGCCCAUUACCCUUGAAACUUCUCCUCCUGAGCCCAUACAGUAUGACCAAAGCAUUACAGAUGAGAGUGAGAAAUCAAUUGGUAAAUUGAGGGGACAUGUCGAUGAGAACGGACUUGGACUUGUCCGGAUCGCCGAGGCACUAACUGCUCAGUCUCUCAGAAUAUCUGGACUCAAGGGGAAAGCUUUAAAACCUGUCUGGUGGCCGCAGGAAGCUCCCAAGGAAAGUGCAUCGAUCGGAAAGAGCGAUUGAAAAUGAGGAAAGAAGGGCCUCCAAUGAUAAUAUUGAUGGAGCCAGUAGCUACCACAUCUGCGGAAUAUUCCGAGUUUUCCGAAGCUCAUAAGCGAGCAAACGUGGAGCCGGAAAAUACGAAGAUAGAGAAAAAUCGUGGGGAAACGUUUCAGUGUAGCUUUUGCGGAUUAGCGGAA
Molecule: messenger RNA, 1489 nt
Organism: Diprion similis
Lineage: Eukaryota; Metazoa; Arthropoda; Insecta; Hymenoptera; Diprionidae
Product: putative transferase CAF17 homolog, mitochondrial
Exons: 2
Coding region: 213-1313 (366 amino acids)
Cellular component (GO): mitochondrial matrix
Molecular function (GO): protein binding
Source: RefSeq, a predicted model, not a curated record